Molecule: messenger RNA, 1329 nt
Organism: Dicentrarchus labrax (European seabass)
Lineage: Eukaryota; Metazoa; Chordata; Actinopteri; Moronidae
Product: golgin subfamily A member 6-like protein 22
Exons: 2
Coding region: 361-1038 (225 amino acids)
Source: RefSeq, a predicted model, not a curated record
GGGACGUCCACCGUCUACUUCCUGUCUGAGCAGAACUCACUGACAGGUUCUGUGGGCGGAGCCUAACUGAUUGGUUCUGCAGAACCUCGACGGGUUCCUGCUCUGGAGAGAUAAAUGCUAACAUGCUAGCGUUAGCGCAUUAGCCGUAAACACCGCUGAGGCUGAUGGGAGUGUUUGUAGUUCUGUCUGUAGUUCUGUCUGUAGUUCUGCAGGUAUACUGGACACAUGCAAUGCUGACCUGAAGGUGGCACUACAUGAAGUCAGAGGAUCAAUAAAGUUUUUACAAUCAAUCAGCUGUUGCUGCUAACGUGGCUAAUAGCUAAUAGCAGCAGUGACUCAGCGUCCCCAUCUCACUCUCUAAUGUUAUCAACUGGAUUCAGACCUGGAGAAAGAUUCAAGGUCCUGGAGAAAGAUUCAAGGUCCUGGAGAAAGAUUCAAGGUCCUGGAGAAAGAUUCAAAGACCUGGAGAAAGAUUCAAGGUCCUGGAGAAAGAUUCAAAGACCUGGAGAAAGAUUCAAGGUCCUGGAGAAAGAUUCAAGGUCCUGGAGAAAGAUUCAAAGACCUGGAGAAAGAUUCAAGGUCCUGGAGAAAGAUUCAAGUUCCUGGAGAAAGAUUCAAGGUCCUGGAGAAAGAUUCAAAGACCUGGAGAAAGAUUCAAGUUCCUGGAGAAAGAUUCAAGGUCCUGGAGAAAGAUUCAAAGACCUGGAGAAAGAUUCAAGGUCCUGGAGAAAGAUUCAAGGUCCUGGAGAAAGAUUCAAAGACCUGGAGAAAGAUGCAAGGUCCUGGAGAAAGAUUCAAGUUCCUGGAGAAAGAUUCAAGGUCCUGGAGAAAGAUUCAAAGACCUGGAGAAAGAUUCAAGGUCCUGGAGAAAGAUUCAAGGUCCUGGAGAAAGAUUCAAAGACCUGGAGAAAGACUCAAAGACCUGGAGAAAGAUUCAAGGUCCUGGAGAAAGAUGCAAGGUCCUGGAGAAAGAUUCAAGGUCCUGGAGAAAGAUUCAAGGUUCACACAGAGAGAGUCAGAGUGAUCAAUAAAUAUUGAUUUAAUAUUCAAUCAUAUUUAUUAGUGAGGAGAUGAAGCAGAGCGAGUUUCCAAACAAACAUUAGAAAAAUAAACAAUUAACAUUUCUUCUGUUUUGCUAUUCCCUUCUCACUGUUAUUGAUUAUUGAUGACUGAUCAGCUGACCCACAGUCAGCGGUGUGUGUGUGUGUGUGUGUGUGAACAAACUUCUGUUCAUGUAAUCAAUAUUCACAAACUCAGAAAUACCCAUUGAUUUUUAAUACAGACGAUUAUUGAUUAUCUGUUAAUCUUUAAAUAAAAGUGAUUGUUUAA